CUGAAGCGAGUGCAGGCGGACCGGGCUCGCGCUCACAGCUAGCCUCGCUGUAAGCUAACGGUAGACGAAGGUAAACAUGGAGCUGUCGGCUGUCGGAGAGAGGGUGUUCGCGGCCGAAUCGAUCAUCAAGAGACGAAUACGACGGGGUCGAAUGGAAUAUCUCGUGAAAUGGAAGGGCUGGUCACCCAAGUACAGUACUUGGGAACCUGAGGAAAAUAUUCUCGAUUCUCGCCUUUUCGUUGCCUUUGAAGAGAGGGAACGUGAGAGAGAAAUAUUUGGGCCCAAGAAAAGAGGACCUAAGCUCAAGACUUUUCUUCUAAAGGCUCAAGCUAAGGAAAAGGCCAAGUCUUAUGAAUUUAGGAAUGAUUCUUCCAGAGGUAUUCGUGUUACAUAUUCCAGUCCAGAGCCUGUUGUAACCCCUAGAGCAAGAGAGGGCCUACGUGCUGUGGUGCCCACAAUUUUUCCUCCCAGCACAGUCAACCGAGGGGAAAGUGUGCGGCUUCCACCUCCAGAACCAAGGGAGCAACAUUCUCCGCACUCACCCAGACCCAGUGCUGAUACAUUUAGACUUACCCCUAAAAAGAGGGGACGGAAACCCAAACUAUGCUUCACAGAUGUAUAUUUGAGCUCCUUGAAUCCAGAGCCAGCAAAAAGAGUAGCAGAAGAAACCAUGGCAAGCAUUCCUUCCAAAAUGGCAAAGUUAGGUUUGGGAGGAGAAGAAGAGGAAGAAGAAGAAGAAGAUAUGUGCUCUGACAUAAGUGAGAGAAUUAAGUUAUCUCACAAGCACCUGGGUGCUACAUAUUCCCUGAAACAGAACAGAGUUGUAGCCAGCAGAAGCACUCAGCAAAUUUCUGCAGAGUGGAGUUUGCAUUCAAACAGAGUGGAUGGAGAUUUACAGGACAGCAGAACUAAAGAGCAAACAAGCCACUUUCACCAUAAACACCUUUCAAAACGAAGCACGUUUGAACAGGUCGAUUCUAACAGACAGCCUUCGCUUAUCGCCAAAAUCCCAGUGUCGCGCAUAUACGGAGAGCCCGAUGAGGCAGACAGGUGGAGACCUUCCCUUAGCAAUGUGGAGAAGGUCGUAGUUACGGAUGUGACCACGAACUUUCUGACUGUAACGAUCAAAGAGAGUAGCACAGACGAAGGCUUCUUCAAAGACAAAAGAUGAUUAUGCUGUAACAUUCUUCACAAGUCCUUUAUUAUAAAAAACAUUCUAUGUAUUGUAUAUAAAUGUUCUUAUUACUUUUUCUGUCACACCGAAAAAUUGUGAAAUUGCUAAUUUAAAAGUUUUGCAUGCACUAGACUUGUUAAACAAAGCUGUUGUAAAUGGAAAUGCGCCCAGAUAAACAUGGGCCUUGGAAUUUUUUUUUAUUAUUUUAUUUUCUUUUGUAAAUCGUUUUUAAUCACAUUUCGUUAAAUAUAUAUGUAUAUACAUUGAAUAAUGAAAUGUAUCUCAGAUUAAUAUUAAAAACAAAUUUACUUGUAAACUAAAAGUUGAAAAAUUGCACACUUGGCGCAAUUAAGUUUGUAAUUAUU
This is a messenger RNA of Xyrauchen texanus (razorback sucker), 1539 nucleotides long. RefSeq names its product chromobox homolog 8b (gene cbx8b). The record is from RefSeq and is a predicted model, not a curated record. The transcript has 5 exons. NCBI's taxonomy places the organism in Eukaryota, Metazoa, Chordata, Actinopteri, Cypriniformes, Catostomidae. Bases 77 to 1171 code for a protein of 364 amino acids.